Messenger RNA from Bombus pascuorum, 3401 nucleotides. RefSeq names its product acyl-CoA Delta-9 desaturase-like. Bases 1220 to 2326 code for a protein of 368 amino acids. The record is from RefSeq and is a predicted model, not a curated record. NCBI's taxonomy places the organism in Eukaryota, Metazoa, Arthropoda, Insecta, Hymenoptera, Apidae. Gene Ontology annotation, cellular component: endoplasmic reticulum membrane. Gene Ontology annotation, molecular function: iron ion binding; stearoyl-CoA 9-desaturase activity. The transcript is spliced from 7 exons. Gene Ontology annotation, biological process: unsaturated fatty acid biosynthetic process.
UCGUGGCGGCGUGAGUACACGCGCACGGAACGAGCGAGUUUGUUACUCGAGGAGCGCGAGUUUGCGAUCAGAACAGUGUUUAUUCCACGCGGAUCGCGGAACGAAGCAUGCAAGCGGCUAGAAAUCACACGAAGGAACAGGUGUCACACUGUAAUCCAUUUCUACCACAUAUCUAAAUACUUUCAACCAAUCGAUAUCCGAAAUUCUUCGAAAAAGUUCUCCUCCUUAUUUCGAAGAAUCUUCGUCGCUAUCAGAGAUCGUUCCAACUGAUGCGAUGUCGCGAUCGUAAAACCCCAAUUUCCAGAACUUCCAGUUGAGACUUAUCAUGAUCCAAUUGAUUGACUCGAAAGAUCCGCGAAACACCUGAAGAGAACACCUGUGUCUAAUUCUACGUAUUCGUCGUGAUAGUAGUCGCGCCAUCGCAGGUGUUUCAAUUCGGUUCUAAUCAGAUGUUUAGAGGAAUCUGCUUUCCGAAAGUUUCUUGGAAUUUGCGAGGUGAAAACAUACACAAUCGUGUCGAAGAAGCGGAUAUUAUGAAUCAUAAGCGAUCAGAUAAUCUUAUUAAAUGGUGAUUUAAUGUGAACUGAUAAAUGCUAGGAAAUGCUUCUCUGGCGCGAAGUUCCUUCGAAUUUUCAAAUAAGACGUGUUUAAUGGAGAUUUGGAAAACCAUGUUUAAGAGUCAAGCAUGUUAUAGUGAGUGAUAGAUGGGAUGAUCAUUGAAAUAGUGAUAUAACACGAUAUGAUAAAUAUGAGGAUGAAUCAUUUGAUCCGAAGAUCAGCUAAAUAAAGAAGCCUACUACGAAUAUAUAAUGCGAAUUUUGAUGGAUUUUGCAUGUGGGUAUUCGAUAGAAAAUUAUAUUGGAAAGAAUCGAGUGUUAGAGGAAAAAAUGAUUCAUAAAGUGGUGUCGUCAUACGAGUGGAAGGUAAACAGGUGCACUAUGAUAAGUUUGUACUUUUUUCUUCGUUAAAUCGAUAACGAAAAAAGAAAGCGUAUGGAGACAUAGACGAGACAACGAACCAAUAUCUCUUAUCGACUUCUACGUGCUUCUUGAAUAUCUAAUUCUACCGUCAAUUUACAAAAUAUUUUUCGUCGACCCAACUGAUAUCACCACCUUCGAAAGAAACUACGAUGCAAGAAAUAAAUUUGAAUAACGUCUGAAGAUCUUCCUCCUCCAUUGAAUUAGAAUUUUCUGACGAAUUCGUGAAAAGUGAAAUAAAAAUGUCUCCGAGCAAGGAUCGAGUUCCAGCCAGCGCGUGCGAAGUGUCGCAAUUGAAAGAUGAAUAUAAGGAGAACGAUUCGAAGAAUCGUAAGUUGGCUGAAACAGACGACUAUUUGGCGGUUGACGAAACUUACCGUAGCAGUAAAGUGGAAUAUGUUCCUCGUAUCACGUGGCCGGAUUUCAUCGCGUUAACUUUCGUUCACGUAGGCUGCAUUUACGGAUUAUACCUUAUCUUCGCCGAAGCUAAGCUUCUUACCACGUUAUGGGCGUUCGUGGUUAUAUACACUUCCGGUUUCGGUAUAACCGCGGGGGCGCACAGGUUGUGGUCUCACAGGGCGUACAAAGCGAAAUGGCCUCUUCGAUUCUUACUAAUAUUACUGUUCACCAUAACUGGACAAAAACACGUGUACGCGUGGGCGUUGGACCAUAGGGUACAUCAUAAAUAUAGCGAAACCGAUGCGGAUCCCCACAACGCGAAAAGGGGUUUUUUCUUCGCCCACGUGGGCUGGCUUUUUACGACACCUCAUCCUGAUGUCGUGGCAAAACGAAAAGCAGUGGACAUGAGCGACUUGGAAGCUGAUCCACUUGUCAUGUGGCAAAAGAGAUACUACAUACCUCUGUUUGCCCUUCUAACCAUUGGAUUUCCGGUCGGCGUGCCUUGCUACUUCUGGUCAGAAUCUGUCUGGACAUCUUUCUGGGUGAACUUCAACUUUCGUUUCUGCGUUACGCUCAACAUAGCCUUCUUCGUGAAUAGCGUGGCUCACAUGUGGGGCCAACGACCUUACGAUAAAUACAUCUCUCCAGUGGAGAACGUGGUGGUUUCGAUCGCGGCCCUAGGCGAAGGUUGGCACAACUUUCAUCACGUAUUUCCGUGGGAUUAUAAGACUGGAGAACUUGGCAACUACACGUUCAACUUGACUACGGGCUUCAUCGACGCUUUUGCACACAUCGGUUGGGCUUACAAUCGUAAAUACGUGUCACCAGCGAUGGUUCGGCGCAGAGCGAUCAGAUCUGGCGAUGGCAGUCAUGUUUGGGGCUACGGUGAUGCCGACAUUCCAAUUGAGGAUCUCCAGGAAUUAAAACAGAUGGACAGGAAGAAAGAGUGACAAUGUAUUCUUAGUGAUUACACGUUGACGUUGUGUUCCUUCUAUUUCUGCGAGUGUUGCGAACAAUUGAACAAUUGAACGUACAGGAGUGUAUGACACGAAUUAUGAAUCACCAUGUUGUGAUUUUUUCUUGUGUCGUUCGGUGAAUUUUAUAUGUUAUUGUUUUAUAUGUAUAUAUAUACAUACAUAUAAAUAUGUGUAUGUUAUUGUUGUAAGUAUUAUAUGUAUCGAGCAGAAGCUGCUUCAGUGCGACGAAAUCGAUACAUGUAUCAAGCGUAUCAAUGUAUCAAUGUUUCUAUAGUGGCGAUAGCCACUUUAUGCCAUUAGACGAACAAUAAUAUUGUCAAUAUUUCAAGGUUCUUAACGAAAAUGUGGUUUAUCGAUAAAUAUUGACACUAUAUAUUGAUCCUUUUAGUUGGGAACCUUGAAGUACAAUGUAUAUCGAAAAUCUGUAAACCUCUUAGAUCUCCAUGCUCGAUCAUCUAUCGCUCUAACCGUCUUCCAACGGUUCCUCCUUUGUUUCUACGAUUCUUGAUCGCGCGUUAUUCUUAUGAUAUAGACCUAAUUUCUAUCUCCUUUUAAUUUAUUCUUUCUCAGUGACACGAGAAAUUCAAGAAUUUGAUAUAUAUUUAUAUAUAUCGGUAUUUUUAAAUAUUUGUAACCAAAUUAAUAAUUUCAAUAUUGAAUAAUACAUUUCCAGUCAUUUUCAAAUACAAUUAAGCGAAAAAAAGAAAACUGAGGAAAUUUUCGUCACUGUGAUUGGGAUUUUAAAAAUCCUCCCGCAUUGAACGUAUUAAGAAAUUUGGAAGACGUCAGGUGAAUUUCGUCUCUUAUGAUAGUUUCUUUUUGGAUGUACAAUCUUCACGAGAUUGUUGAUAGCAGAAUUCACUAUGUGUUCUUUGAAAUAAUUUGCAGCUUUUCGUACUUGAGAAACUUGUAAGUCGGUCUCAUAAGUUAAUGAACCUAUCGUCAAUCGAUUUUUAGUCGAUUAAGACAAGCCGUCUUUGUGAGCAUAAUGUACAAAAUAGUUUCUAUUUUUAAAUAAGAAAUAAAAUAUAUGUACAAUGUCAAUGAA